Molecule: messenger RNA, 3224 nt
Organism: Cryptomeria japonica (Japanese cedar)
Lineage: Eukaryota; Viridiplantae; Streptophyta; Pinopsida; Cupressales; Cupressaceae
Product: mannosyl-oligosaccharide glucosidase GCS1
Exons: 23
Coding region: 181-2694 (837 amino acids)
Biological process (GO): protein N-linked glycosylation; oligosaccharide metabolic process
Cellular component (GO): endoplasmic reticulum membrane
Molecular function (GO): Glc3Man9GlcNAc2 oligosaccharide glucosidase activity
Source: RefSeq, a predicted model, not a curated record
UAUGCACCAUUUGGGAAAAAUAACGCAAAACUACCGUAAAAAACCAGUAACUAUGAACAACGUCCAGCAAUCGAAUUUAGUGACAGACAUUUAGGCCGUUAAAAGAGCCCUCUUCCCGUCCAUGAGAAGUGGUUAAACUCAGAUUACAUCACCUCUAAUGAGAGUAUUUUAAAAACAGUAAUGAGGAGUAGAAACAAGGGCAGUGCCAUUGUCAAGGGCAGCGACGAUCAUGUCAGACAGAAAAUUAUCAGCAACAAACACAGAAGGAAAGGACUGUUCUCUGGUGUGGAGGUUAAAUGGAAGGCCCUGCUUAUUACUGCCAUGUUUGCAUUGCUGACCAUAUUCCUUCUCAUUUAUUAUUACAUGGAAAACGAGGAAAUGGAUGGCAGUUCGUCACUCAGCAUAAUCACACCCCUGCCAGUUCCAAAGAUCACGGACCUGCCACAGUUUGGAGGGGAACAUCGCGAGAGUCUAUAUUGGGGCACAUAUCGUCCACAAGUUUAUUUGGGCAUCCGUGCCAGGACACCAAAAUCAUUAAUAGCGGGAUUAAUGUGGCUUGCUGUGAAGGACUCCCAAUAUGUUUUGCGGCAUACCUGUGAAAUGUCAGAUGAGCUUAAAAUUUAUGGUUGGCUGCGACAUGAUGGCCGCAAUUAUGGACACCAGGUGAUUGUAGACCAAGACAUGGCAAUGACGACCACCUUUCUUAAGAGUCGGGGCAAUGGAAGUGGCUAUGGAGGAGAUUGGGCCAUUAGACUUGAUGUCAGAAAUGAUAGGUAUCCCAAUGAAAAUUCAUUGAAAAAUGUCCAUCUUUUCUUUUACAUAGCUGAUGAAGGAGGAAACAUUGUAAAGUUGGGUAAAAGUGGUUCAACAUCUGGUAUCAACAUUCCCCUUGUCUCAGGGCAUCAUGAAGAUGUUGGUGGCUGGGAACUACAUGGUGAAGGGAUGGAUAACAUGGAAGUCCAUUAUGCAGGUUUCAAAACACCUCACAUGCAUAAUUUAACUGACCUUGUCCGGAAAACUUUGGCAAAGCAGACACAAAUGGUGGGGCGGCUACAGUUGCCUGACACUUCAGAAGAGUCUUCAAACUUUAUGAUAUUUCAGAUAUCCAGUAAGAUUCCCUUUGAGAUGGACCUGGUUUUUGUAUCUGGCACAGAUGCACAGAAUCAACAAGUACAAGAGCGCCUUGAAAGUCUUUCAGGAGUUCAGUUGACUGAACGUAUAAGAGAGCAAGAGGACAUUUAUGAAGAUCACUUUCAGAAGAGGUUUAAUCUGUCUGGCAAGGUUGACGAGGAAGCUAUGGUAGUUGGGAGGGCUGCUGUCAGCAAUUUGAUAGGAGGCAUCGGAUACUUUUUUGGACGGUCACAAAUCUCUGUUCCUAAAGAAUCUAGAGACAUAUUUGGUAGUAAUAUUGCAUUGUAUUGGCCAGCAGCGCUUUAUACAGCUGUUCCUAGCCGUUCCUUCUUUCCACGUGGCUUUUUGUGGGAUGAGGGAUUUCAUCAGCUUUUGAUUUGUCGUUGGGACAUACAGAUAUGUUUGGAUAUCAUGGGCCACUGGUUGGAUUUGAUGAAUAGUGAUGGUUGGAUCCCUCGCGAGCAAAUCCUAGGAGCUGAAGCCCUGAGCAAGGUUCCUGAAGAGUUUAUUCCUCAACAUACAACCAAUGCUAACCCGCCAACUCUUUUUCUUGUUUUGCGUGAUUUGGCUUUUGGACUGACAAAAGACACCUUUACAAAUUUGGAGAAAGAGAAUAUUAUGGCUUUCUUGGAGAGGGCUUGGCCAAGACUUGAUGUCUGGUUUCAUUGGUUCAAUACAACUCAAACAGGGAAGUAUCCCAGCAGCUACUUUUGGCAUGGAAGAGAUAAUGCAACAGAUCGGGAGCUAAACCCAAAGACGCUUUCUUCAGGUUUUGAUGACUACCCACGUGCUUCACAUCCAAGUGAAGACGAACGGCAUGUGGAUUUAAGGUGUUGGAUGUCUCUUGCAGCUGAAUGUAUGCAUCUAAUUUCCAGGCUACUUGGUUUGACAAGCAAUAAGUAUCAUCCAACAGCAAAGCAACUUUCUGAUCUCAAUCUCCUGAAUGAUAUGCAUUAUGACAACGUUUCAGGGACAUACCAUGACUUUGGGAACCACACAGAGCAGGUGUCCUUGAAAUGGAUUGAAAUCCUAGAUGAGAAAAACCUAUACAUCAGGAGGGAGCUUCGCAGAGUUGUAUCUCGAAGACCAAGAUUGCGCUUGGUUCCCCAUUUUGGUUAUGUCAGUCUCUUCCCAUUCAUAAUGAAGCUUAUUCCAUCUGACUCUCCAAUCUUGACAAAGCAAAUGGAUCUGAUCCAUGAUAAGAGCCUAUUGUGGACCGGUUAUGGACUCAGGUCACUUGCAACAACAAGUUCUCUGUACAUGAAACGCAACACAGAGCAUGACCCACCAUAUUGGAGGGGUCCUGUUUGGAUUAACACGAAUUACCUCAUUCUCUCGGCACUUCAUCAUUAUGCUCAAGAAUCUGGACCAUACAAAACAAGAGCAGCUGAGGUUUAUACCGAACUUAGGCAAAAUCUCAUUGAGAAUAUUGUUUUCCACUACUUUAGAAGCGGUUAUUUUUGGGAACAAUACGAUAAUACUGCAGCUGGCAAGGGAAAGGGUGCACAUCCAUUCACAGGAUGGACUUCUCUUAUUGCUUUGAUAAUGGCAGAAAUUUACUAGGAAGUUUCAUUUUAACAGAAAAGAACUUUUUUUCAACGUUAUGUUUCUGAACCAUAUCUUCCCUUGUAUUUUUCGUUUACUUACUAUUUUUGUUUGAUCUUUUUGUUAGAAAGAAACCAUUUUUGAUCCGAGGUAAUCCCUUGAUUACAAUUUUGUCAAGGUAACACUAUAUCACAGAGAAUCUAAUUCCUCAAGUUUUGAACCACAACUGUCUCCAUGAUUUGUGCCUCUUCCUGUAACUAGGAUACAGAUCAACAUUAAUAUCCACCACAGUUACAUUGUAUUCUGCAUCAGAAACAAAAUUGCAUUUUGUUUCCGGAUUUUCCGUGAGGUUAACAAUGUAGGCAUUCUUGUUAUGCUCAUUAGCAUUUUUAGUUAGCCUAAUUUUCGAAUUUCUAAAUUAUAGAGAUUAGGUGUUAGCAACAUUGACAAAUUUGGCAUUUACAUAUACUAAUGCUGUGCUGUACGGUAUUGUGGUUGGAAUUUUGAAAUUUAACUAAAAUAAAAUACUAUAAGAACUAAAUUGCUUA